This is a messenger RNA of Columba livia (rock pigeon), 3409 nucleotides long. Its product is annotated as killer cell lectin-like receptor subfamily G member 1. Bases 1281 to 1850 code for a protein of 189 amino acids. The transcript is spliced from 5 exons. NCBI's taxonomy places the organism in Eukaryota, Metazoa, Chordata, Aves, Columbiformes, Columbidae. The record is from RefSeq and is a predicted model, not a curated record.
UUCCAAUGAGCCAUAAGCGCCAGCUGAAAGGCGCCCCGUAGCGCCCGCCGGCUGACCCCUCCCCGCAGACAGCCUCUGCGGAGUGCGGCCCGAGGCGGGAGCCGCUCGCCCAAUGGCGGCCAGAGCGGCCCCCGGGCCAGGCGGCCAGAGCGGCCCCGUGGGCUGGGCUGCCGGGCCCGUCUGCCCCACUGUGAAGCCGAGCUCUUACCGUUCGUGUUGGAAUCACCUACAGGGACGGUAGCACGUCAGUAACGGUGGGAGGCGGUAGUGGCCGCCACUAAGUCACGGGAUCAUAGAAUUAUAGUAAUGGAACAGCUUGGGUUGGAAGGGACUUUCAAAGUUCAUCUAGCCCAACCCCCUGCAAUGAGUAGGGGCAUCCUCAACUAGAUCAGUUUGCUCAGAGCCCCAUCCAGCGUGGCCUUGAAUGUCUCCACGGAUAGGGCAUCUGCCACCUCUCUGGGCAAUCUAUGCCAGUGUUUCACCGCCCCCAUUGUACAAAAUGCCUAACCUGAAUCUCGCUUCCUUUAGUUUAAAACCAAUACCCCUUGUCCUAUUGUAACAGACCCUGCUAAAAAGUCUGUCCCCAUCUUUAUAGGCCCGUUUCCUCAUAGGAGCAAUGUUCCAGUCCUGUCAUCAUCUUUGUGUCCAUAUGCUUGACUCUCUCCAGUAUGUCCAUGUCUCUCUUGUACUGAUGCUGUUGAUAUGUUGAUGCAGAGGAUAUCGGGGGAUGCCAGCUCUCAAUGCCUGCCUGUGUCUCAAGCACUUCCACACUGAGUGUUGGGUGUAGAAAGAGUGACUAGUAGAAGUGUCCAGUGGUCACAAGGCUUCCUUCUCAAACCCGUGCUGUCCACUUCUGCUUUCCUAAUGACAGGAGCUGGGCUGCCAGUUUGCCAUAGCCAUUGCUUAUUCCUCUUUCCACCUUGUACUCUCACUAUUCACCUGCUACGGUCCUGGGAGGCAGCUCUUCAGAGUGACACAUUCUCACAGCCUCUUGCAUUAGCAACAAUUAGAAUACCCAUACACUUUGUGAUUAAUCACCUCUUCCACUGAUAUCUACUCUAAGACAUCCCUUAACAGGUCAGGAAAUGGAAGUUGUUUCACUUCCACUGCUCUCCAUGCUGUUAUAAAUUUAGUUAUUUUGAUCAGCUGGAGAUAGAGGUUGCCAUUUCACACUUCUUGUCUUCUGAAUGCAGCCUCAGGUUUCCUGUUUCCCAGGCGUUGAGCCCUGUCGCUCAACAGCCUGAUUGAAACAUCUUGUCAUACGCACUCUUUGCGUUGGCAUGGAGGGAAGCAGAUCAGAAACUUCUGCAGCUGAAGCGAGUGAGGAAAUAAUUUAUACUUCUGUUAAAUUCUCUCCGUUGAGGGCCAAAGCUGCACAGGAAAAAAGAGCUCCCUGUCUGUGGCCAGCAGUUGUGCGGGGCUUGGCUAUAGGCUUUGGGAUACUGAGCAUCUCCCUGGCAAUUGCUUUGAUUUGGAAGAUGAGCGACACCCACCCACGCUGCCCUGAGCAGUGGGUGGCCUACAGAGGGAGCUGCUACUCCUUCUCCAAGGAGAAGAAGGACUGGAAUUCCAGCCAGGAAUCCUGCUGGGCAAAGGGUGCCCAUCUCCUGGUGAUCAGCGAUGCCUGGGAAAUGGAUCUGUUCAAGAGUAUUCAAACAGAAUGUUUCUGGAUUGGACUGAGGAACAGCCCAGGAUCUGGAUGGAUUUGGGAAGAUGGCUCUGAAUUAAAUGGCAUCAAGGUCCUCUCUAACAGCCCUGUGCAAUGCUGUGGUGUCCUGAUGAAAGGUCAGUUGCAGGCCUCCAGCUGUGAAUUUUCUGCUGCAUGGAUCUGUGAGAAAUCUCUUAGAUAAAUCCCAUGUGCAUUUUCAUCUCAUAACCAUCUCAUCAGUUGUACAAGUGGACCAUUGUCCUGCAAAACAAAGCUCUACACAAGACCAAGGACUUGCCCUUUCCACACCCUCACAAAGGUGUUCUGCAGUGAUGGGUUUGUUGCCCAUAAGGGCAAUUUAUCCUCAGUAUCAGAUCCAUUCUCAGUCCACAUCUGUUGCAUUACUGCUGUUUGUGACCAGAUGAGACCUGGGACAUGUCCCCUGCCCUAGUCUUUCCUUAUUUGUCCUAUAAGGGCAAAGAAAAGUUUUGUCACAACAGAUGCUGGGUCUUCAGAUCUCUGAAGGUGAGCUGGCCAUUCUCCUCCAUUCCUGAGCAUCAGAUUUCAUUUUCAUUCCCUGCUGUCUUCAUUGUCUGGUGCCAGCAGGACCAGGAAAACGAAGCCUACUGUUAACUGCUGGAAACACAUGAACUGACUUCUCCCAGUGGCAGCCUCUCUUUUUGCAUCCCAUGCUGUAAGUGGGAGAGAAGAGUGUGAAAUGAGACUACAACUUCAGUAAAUCCAGCAACGAAAACAAACCUUCAGUACUGCACUGGAUCAAAAGUGUGUACCCAUGUCAUUACGUCUCUCUGUUGGAAGGAACCAACUGCACACUGUUGCAUAGGCCAGCUUCAAAGCAAGCAGUCAAGAGGCUGGAUUUCUGGAGUCAAAGGAAUACAGCCAGUUGUGUUGUAUUAUUGAAUCAACCAAGAACAUGUUUCCCUCUCCACCUCUGCAGGUUCGUACUGCAGAGAGAGGAAGCAGCAGACAACUCCUUACUGCAAGGAACUUUCAGUUCAAAUAGAGCAGUCACAGGCUAUGAGUGUGAACAGCACAAAGCCACAGUGAACAGAGUAAGACAGCAGGUUGCAUUUCCACACACCUCAAAAACUCUUUUCCACACAGAGGUUUUGUUCCAACAUAAGAAGAGAAAUUGUAUUAAUUCCCAAUUUAUCCUAUUUAUCCUAAUACAUUUACAUUACAUUCCUACUUACUAUUAUCUGUUUACCCAGCAAGGGUAGGCCUGCUUUUCAAUAACCAUGCCUGCAACAGCCAGACCUGGGGAAACUGAGAAAAACACAGUGUACUAGGACCUAAAAACUUCAAGUUUUCAUCAUCGUCAGGGUUACUUUGUGUGUGUAAUUUUGUCUAUGCCAGAGUCCAUUCAAUGAUCAAAAGAAGGUGCUGUCCCUGACUCCCGGAAAGUUGCCAGGCUCUAUGUAAUAAUGCUGGAGACUUUGCCUGCUCUGUCAAAAUUGUGAUAGCAUCUACAGAAAGAAACCUAGCAGUUAAUUUACCAGAGAUCUCCGUGAGAGAACAGUUAAUCAUGCUAUCAUGAUGCCUGUAGGUGCUGUGAGCAUGUCUCAAAGCUUGUGCAGUUUGCCUUGCAAAUAGUGCAACAGUUGCUUCCCUUAGGAUUUUACAGUGUAGCCCAUGGUAGACUAUUUAACUUUUUAGCUCUUCAAACACGGCCUCUCAAUCUCAUAUGAAAGUGAUACUCAGGAACUGUAAAAUAAAUAUAUAUACUAGGUUACCUCAAAA